Messenger RNA from Ixodes scapularis (black-legged tick), 4420 nucleotides. It is a transcript of the gene Ids, whose product is annotated as iduronate 2-sulfatase. NCBI's taxonomy places the organism in Eukaryota, Metazoa, Arthropoda, Arachnida, Ixodida, Ixodidae. The transcript is spliced from 10 exons. The record is from RefSeq and is a predicted model, not a curated record. Gene Ontology annotation, molecular function: iduronate-2-sulfatase activity. Bases 277 to 1893 code for a protein of 538 amino acids.
CUCGGUCGUACUCGGUGGCAAGAGCGUGAACAGGCCUUAAUUCUCCGGUUGGGCCGAAGACCUCCCUUUCCUGCACGGCGUAUAUGGCUCGUAGCGUCUGUGGCCGUACAUCAGAAGACGCCCGCCACACUCUGAGGCUUUGGGAAGAUUCCUUUGCGAGCUCGCGAUCUUAUCUGGCCAGCCAAUCUCGAGAGAGAGAGUGCGUGCUCGGCGAGUAUCAAUACAGUCUGCAGUACCGCAUCCGCGGUUGGGGGUGCAACCGUCGAGCUAACUCAAAUGCGAAGGGAAAUCAUGGCAGCAGUUAUCGCAGUGGUGGCCUUCCUCCUCCUAUCUCUGGGUGCUCGAGGAGAUAAACCUCCACCUAACAUUCUGUUUAUCGUGGCCGACGACCUAAGGCCGACCCUUGGGUGCUACGGAGACGACUUGGCUCUGACGCCGGCCAUCGACAGCUUGGCUCAAGAGGGCGUGCUCUUCGCCAAUGCUCACGCUCAACAAGCCCUGUGUGGUCCGAGCCGGACGUCGUUCCUGACGAGCCGCAGGCCAGACAGCCUCCGCCUGUACUCCAACCAUGGUCACUACUGGAGACGUGCAGUGGGCAACUUCACCUCGCUCCCUCAGUACUUCAAGGAGCACGGCUACCACACGGUCAGCGUGGGCAAGGUCUUCCAUCCCGGUUCUAUGUCUGGCCACCACUACGACUAUCCUUUCAGCUGGUCCGAGGAACCCUACCUCCCGCCUUCCAACAAAUACGAAAACACAAAGGUCUGUCCCGACGUGGACGGGAACCUCGAGGCGAACCUUCUGUGUGCCGUCAACGUGUCCAGUCAGCCCCUGGGGACCCUCCCGGAUUUGGAGAGCAGUCAGUACGCGACAAAGUUCCUGCGCCGCUGGUCAUCGAGCGACGGUAGACGCGGAGGUGCUCGAACGCCCUUCUUCAUGGCCGUCGGAUACCACAAGCCGCACAUCCCUUUUAGAAUUCCUCAAGAAUAUUUAGGGCUGUACCCGAUGGAGUCGAUGAGUCUGCCGCCAGAUCACGACCGGCCUACCGGACUUCCGGAUAUAGCCUGGAAUCCUUGGACGGACCUUAGGAAACGCCACGAUGUGGCGUUGCUCAACGUCAGCUUUCCAUACGGACCGAUGCCCUUCGAGUUCCAGAAGGAUAUCCGCAGGCACUACUACGCCGCCGUUUCGUACCUGGACUCCCAGGUGAGUAGCCUCCUCGACGUCCUCAAUGAGACUGGGCUGCGGAGGAACACAUGGGUCGUCUUCAUCGGAGACCACGGCUGGGCUCUCGGGGAGCACCAGGAGUUCUCCAAGUACAGCAACUUCCGUACGGCCACCAGAGUGCCGUUCAUUGUGUCUCCGCCACCGUCAUCGGAGCCCGAGGUGUCUUUCCGGGAACCAGGUUACUCCCGACACGGCCGUUCCCCGGUGGACACCAUCGUGGUGCAGGAGCCCGUGUCUUUGCUGGACCUGUUCCCUACCCUGGCGUCCCUGGCAGGGCUUCCGGUGCCUCCCGACUGCGGUUCCCCGGGUGCAUCGACCGAAACUUGCACGGAUGGAGUGAACCUGGACGACGCUGUGAGACGCCAUCAAGUCCUGACCCAGUAUCCCCGGCCCUCGGUCGAGCCCCAGACGAACAGCGACCAACCAGACGCGGAGGAUAUCCGCUUCAUGGGCUACUCGGUGCUCUCGGUCGACUACCGCUACACCGAGUGGCUGGGCUUCAAUGCGACCACGGCGUACCGAAACUGGACCGACCUGGUCGCCAGGGAACUGUACGACCUCCGGAAGGACCCACGGGAAGAUCGCAACGUCGCAGACGACCCCGCUUACGGGAACGCUGUCCGGACGCUCUCUGCUGAGCUCAGGAGGCUCGUCGGUUCUCCGUAAAUCUGGUUCCGCGGAAGCGUGUGUGGAAACAGGGGCGGAUCGAAGUGGUGGGGCGACGGGGGCGCGCCCCCCCCCCCCCCCUUCCCCCAAACAAAGUCGACCCCCUCUUCUCCCCCCUUCCCGGAGGAAAUUUGACAUGGGUGAACCACCCGGUGCACAAGAAAGAAUGGGCGAAUGGUAUCCUUUCCAAUUUUCCGCCCCCCCCCCCCCCCCCUCAAAAAAACAAAAAAAAAACGGAGUUUUGGAUCCGGUCCUGUUGGGAAAGGCUAGGGAAGUGAUUAGUCAACAGCUCGAUUUCGGAUAUCUGAUUACAGGGAAAGGGGCGGGGGGGGGGGGGGGGGGGGGGAGAGAGAGAGGCGGAAGGACCGAGACUUAUGAUUCUCAUACAUCGCACAAAAUUCUCGGUGUGACAGAAUCAUCUGCCGCCUCAGGCACGUUCGAAGCGCUUCAAAUAUGCUUGCUGCAUGCGAAAAUGCCUGCUGACAGCUUUUUUUUUUUUUUUUGCUUGACAUGCACCCUUAGCGAAAAUGGAAAUAACUUAAAUAUAUUUGAAUAUAUUUAAUACGCAUAUUUAUUUUAUAUUUGGACGCCAACAUUCGACAGAGAUCAGUCUGGCUGGUGGAAUAAUCAAAAAUGGAGGACGUCCAACCAAGCCCUAUUUGGGAACCCUACGUUUUGAUGCCUACUCGGCUGUUCUUUAGGUGUGACUAUGGCGAUGGCCACAGUCACCCUGGUAUUUUUAUGGUUUUAAAGCCCUUCAAUUUGAACAAGUAAAGCGCUAGUACGUGUGCUGGCUUGAGAGGGGAUCCAGACGCCCCACGAGCCAAUUAAUAUUGACACUUGGACGAGUUAUGCCAGGAGCAAAGAAAUCGUCUCCCUAAAGAAAAAGCACAAGGUGUCAUUUAUAGGAUUCCAUGCGCGGAUUGUCCAGCGUAUGCCCGUACAUGCAUGCGUUGGACAAUUUCGGGAGAGGAUCUGCCAACAACGAAACGUCGUUCGCAAGUUCAACCACGAGCGAAGCGCGGCUGCUAAACACCCCGACGUCAAAGACCACCUCAUUAAGUUAAAGAACACCCGCAUUCUCUACGUUGAAACCAACCACCGACAGCGAAUUUUCUUGGAGUCAUGGCACGUACAAACUACGCCAGAAAACAUAAAUAGAUCUCUCGGCACUUCACCAUCUGCGCACGUCCACGGGCUUCGAGACAUGACCAACUCAAAAAGAAAUGCACCACCGUAAAAAAAGAGAAAAACAAAAACGCUGCUCCUCGGCGGCCAUCCCCAUAGUCACCCCUGAAGAAGAGCCGAGUAGGCAUCGACAUGUAAAGUUCCCAGUUAAGGCUUAGUUGGGCGUCUUCCUUUUUUUUUUUUUAAUUUUAUAUUAUUUCGUAUAUUUUGUCCAAACUCAAAAUUAUAAUACAAAUGCAUGACUACUGAACUCGAAAUAUACUUGCCAUAUACAUCGAACGUCUGCCAGAAAUAUGUGAACAUAUCUUUGGUUUUUAUUUAAGAAUUGACCACAAUUAUGGCGACAAAUAUUUUAGAUAUUUUGCAGUAUCACAAAUUAAUAAGCAUAUUUUUCAUAACUUUUUAAAAUAUUACCAAAAUAUGGAAACAUACUUAUAUAUUUAUAAAUAUAUACCAACAUGCGUAAAAUAUGUAUUAAAUAUACUAGAACCGAGACUGGAAUAAUAUGCAAAAGAUAUAUUUUUAAUGUAUAAGGAACGUAUUUUAACUAUUAUAUAUGGUUUAUUUAAAGUUAAUUAAAAGUGCACUUAAGUUACAAACGUCAAAUAUGCAUGACAUGUACUACUAAAUUGGUAUGAUUAUAAUAUUCUUAGAGUAGUGCCAAUAAUGUGUGACCAUCCAACUCAAAAAGAAAUUUCGCGCUGGUCGCCCGCUAAGAAAAUCGGACUUUUAGAUGCACAGUAAGGAUAUUUUUGCUGUUGGCCACUACACUCUCAAUGCUCAAGUUCAAAUUCGAGGUGAGAGCGUGUUUUAUAUAAACAAUUUCCUGUAUUUCCACUUUUUUAGGCCUGAAAUGUUUCACUCUAUCCAAGCUCCGGUCACAUUCCAUUUAUCUCCAAAACCAUACCUUAUAAUAAGCUUUUUUUUUUUUUCUUUUAACAAGUUUGAGCGGUUGAUUGUUUAUACAGCACCAAAGAGUCUCAUCUUAACGAGAAACACUCAUCACGAUGACGGUUCACCGCAUGUCUGGCGUGCCUAAUUGAGGGUGGGUCCGAAAUUCAGUGCCACUUCUUGCCAAUUGACGCUAAUUGACGGUUGCCUGACUUCCAGGCAUGUUCUAAAGAGUGACAAACUCUCCCAGUACAAAGGGCGCUGCUAAAAGGUUGUCUGUGUUGCCUUAAGACUACAUUUAGACGACGGUAUGGGACAGAAACGAGUACCUAGUCUUUCUUCAGAGUUUUAGGGGCGAAGCUCCUUAGGGUCGAGCGUUGUCCGUCCGGCUUUCGUGCUCACAUCAAUUGCCAUCCCAUCUGUCUUCUUAAAAAAAAAAAAAAAAAAA